CCUAAAGUUAUUUUUAAUAUUUCUAAAACUAGUAAAAUAAAUAUCCGCUUUAAUAAUAACGAGCCCGUAAAGUCGUUAGGAUCUAUAGUCGUUAAUACCCUAUUUAGUAAUAUUACUUUUUACCUUUUACUAACUAAUACUUCUUUUUUAUAUUAUUUAAAGGAUAUAGAUAAACUAGGAGUAUACUUUAAUAAUAUUAAUAACCUAUUAGUUAAAAGAGACGUUAUAGUAUUUAUUAUUCGUAAAUAG
This is a messenger RNA of Colletotrichum acutatum, 249 nucleotides long. RefSeq lists its product as uncharacterized. The record is from RefSeq and is a predicted model, not a curated record. Lineage: Eukaryota; Fungi; Ascomycota; Sordariomycetes; Glomerellales; Glomerellaceae. The transcript has a single exon. The annotation marks the transcript as partial.